UCUCCUAAUGUCCGUGAAGUGUCUCUCGCGUCUUUGCGGCUCCCCGCCUUCGGUGUGGUCAGUCGCUGCGAUUCCGACCCCGUGAUUCUCUCCGACCGCAGUGCCGGACGUCAUGAGCAUUGUAAUCCCUCUGGGAGUCACCACACCAGAUACAUCCUACUCAGACAUGGCCGCCGGAUCAGACCCUGAAUCAGUUGAAGCCAGUCCAGCAGUUAGCGGAAAGACCAUCUAUACAGCUCAUAGUUAUCCAGGCAGCCAAAGCCACGGAUACCGAGGUCUUCCCUAUGCGGAUCACAACUACGGAGCCCCUCCACCACCUACACCCCCUGCAUCCCCUCCUGUCCAGGCUAUCAUUCCUCGUGCCACAGAACUGAACGGCAUUCACUCACCAGAAGAGAACUCCGGAGAUAGCGACAGCUCUUCUGAGGGUGAGGGAAUCGAUAGCUGGUGCACCUGCAAUCCCGCGGCGGACGGCUUCCUUGUGAAGUGCGAGAAAUGCAGGGGUGUGAACCGAGGAAAGGUGAUUCAGCUGAAUCGUAGGAAGCAGGACAAUGUCUCAGGAGGGGAGAGCAGUGCUACAGAGAGCUGGGAUGAGGAGCUGUCUCCAUCCACCGUGCUCUACACAGCCACCCAGCAUACACCCACUAGCAUCACACUCACGGUCAACCGGGUCCGUAGGAGUAAACCCAAAAAGAGGAAGAAAAGCACCGAAAAGGCCCGUAAUGCUCCAAAGGCCAAGAAAAUAAAGGCAUUUCGAGAAGGUUCUCGCAAGUCCUUACGAAUGAAGAACUCUCCAUCUGAGGCUCACACCUUGGACGAGAACACAACAGAAGGUUGGGAGAACCGCAUCAGGCUUUGGACUGACCAGUAUGAGGAAGCUUUUACUAACCAGUAUAGCGCUGAUAUGCAAAACUUGCUGGAGAGGAGCGUUCGCUCCAGUAAAGAGCUGGCAGGCAAAGCGGGACUGUCCGAAAGCAUUAAAAAGACGGAACUGUCCUGUAACAACACUGUUUUGGGCUCUCAGAUGCAGUUCCAGUUGGGCAGAGUGGCACGUGUUCAAAAGCAUCGCAAGAUCCUGCGUGCGGCUAAAGACUUGUCGGCGAACACUCUAGUCAUUGAAUACCGGGGCAAAGUCAUGUUACGGCAGCAGUUCGAAGUCAAUGGGCACUUUUUCAAAAAACCAUACCCCUUUGUUCUAUUCUACUCCAAAUUCAACGGCUUGGAAAUGUGUGUGGAUGCACGUACGUUUGGGAACGAUGCCAGGUUUAUCAGACGGUCCUGUACACCCAAUGCUGAGGUCCGUCACAUGAUCUCAGAAGGGAUGGUUCAUCUGUGCAUUUAUCCUAUUGCUGCUAUUGCAAAAGACACGGAGGUCACCAUUGCUUUUGACUAUGAUUACAGUAACUGUAAUUAUAAGGUGGAUUGUGCGUGCCACAAAGGGAAUCGGAACUGUCCAGUACAGAAGAGGAAUCCCAUAGUCACAGACUUGCAGCCAACUCUCCCUCCGGCGUUGACCAUCGGAGCAGAGACGAGGCGCCGUAAGGCGCGAAGAAGAGAGUUGGAGCGGCAGGGUUAUGUGCUGGACGAGGGCCCCACUCACCAGAACGAUGAACUGGCAGAAGCCCCUGCUGCAGAUUCAGCAACUGGUGACAACGAGUCAAAAGAGGAGAAGAAAACUGAACCUGCCCUGCAGUCUGUGGACAACACCGAUAAGAGAAGGAGGCGCAGAGAACAGCCACCUGAACCAGUUGCCACCGAGCCCGAAGCACCUUCUACCGAUCAGGCAGCUUCUGAUCCUGCAAUUAAGCCCGAAGAACCAGAGCCAGCACCGGAGAGCCCUGUAUUACCAGAACCUGUGCCCACUCCUACCCUAGGGGUGAACACCAGGAGGUCGUCACAAGCCCUGGAAACAAUUGCAGAGAAACCUGCUCCUAAAUCGGUUACACCAAAAUCCACAAGGCCACGUCCAAGAAGCCGCAUGUCACGGUAUCGAAGCGCUUCCGCUCAGAGGUUGAGGAGGAGGCAAUCUGUGGCGCAGCAGGUGGAACUGGCACCCCCAGUGCCUGAGGAAGGAACUGCCAGUUCAGGAACCACAGAGCCUGGGGUCUCAGAAGCUUUAGGGACAGGCGAUGCCCCACAAGGGUCAGAAUCUCCUGCGGUUACCCAGACAGUGACCCAGCCAACCCGUGGUAGCCUUAAAUACCAUAAGACUAAAAAGUACCAGGUAACAGAAUGGUUAAACGACAAGGUGGAGAAGCAGGACGAUCCCAUGGAUCAGCCGUUGCGGAUCACCACAGAUCCCACAGUGUUGGCGACCACCCUUAACAUGCUCCCUGGACUGACGACUUCCCCUUCCAUCUGCACAACUCCCAAACACUACAUACGCUUUGUUUCUCCUUACAUGCCUGAGAGGCGGAGGAGACCCCCAAAGGCGGAUGGCACUUAUGGAUCGUGUAAAAAGCGCUGGAUGAAACUAUCCCUGGAAGAGGCUGUGACACAGCCAGGCAACUCUGCACAGGAAAACCAACCUUUAUACCAAAGUAAUGAGAGCAACAGCUCAUCCAACAAUGGAACCAAUACAGUUACAGCCCCUUUAAAAAAGUGGAAGACAAAAUACAUCAUGGAAGAAAUUUCUGCCGUGGUGUCGAGCCCAGUACAGUUUCCCCCUGCCCUCCCCAAUUCCACCACCACAGAUUCCCUCAGUCCAAUGCAGACCACACCUAGCUCUUCCCUUCCCGGCGAAGAGGAAUCCCGAUAUGGAUAUGGACUCUUGUUCUCUCCCAUCCCAUCUCUCGCUGCUAGCCGCUGCAAUACUCCACUACAGUUUGAGAACAUAUCCUCCCCCGAGAGCUCCCCAGCGCAUAGGCCCGAGUCCCUCUCACCCGAGCCUUGUCUUCGGCCUGAUGUUGACCUGGUCAAGUCCACCUUCUUGGAUGUAUCUGUGGAAAAUUGCCAAGAGCACCAAACUGUUGUCACCACGGCCCUGUCCGAUCUUGCUGCUCAGUCACCCAGCACGUCUCUGCCGUACGGCCCCUUAUCAGAGUCAAAUGUUCUUGCAAAAUCUGGAGAAGGCUCAAUGCUGCUAAGAACGUCAGAACAGACUUUCCGGACUGAGUUCAAUUUAAUGUAUGCUUUCUCCCCAUUGAAUGCUAUGCCCCGUGCAGACGGUUCCUUACGGGGCUCGCCUCUUGUUGGAGAAAGGAAGCCUUCCCAAUCAGAAAUGUACUGUGGCUCUCCAGUGGAGGCCUAUUAUGGCAGGGCAGGUCCUGGACUUAUAAAAGAAUCCGCUCAAGGAUCUAUGUCUCCAUGCAGCGAUAGGACUUGUGAGGGCAUCAGGUCUUCUCCUCAGAACCCACCACAAAGAAAAAAGGUGUCACUCUUAGAGUACCGGAAGAGGAAACAGGAAGCCAAGGAAGUGACGUCUUCCCCUGGAGGAGACGUAAUACGCUGCUGUGCCGGGACUCCAACACGCCAAAGCAGCAACGGCUCCAUUUCUGACACAGAUUUGUCUGCGGUGUUGCAGCUCCAGGCACCAUCAUCUCCACAGAGCGGCUUCUCUUCUCCCUCCCACCCCACUAUGCCUCAGAUUGAAGAUGUCAGCCCUACCGAGAUGAGGACAGUGAGCUCCGGUCAUUGCAAGACUGUGGAGAACAUUAGCAGCCGCUGGAUGGUUCCAACAUCUGUGGAGCGGCUACGUGAAGGGCAGGGAAUCCUGGAGCGUGUCUUGCGGAGUGGGGUGAAAGUACCGCAUCGAGGAGAACGGUCGCCUUCUAGAGACAGCAGUCUAGACAGAGAAUCUGAAGACGGAGACACAGAAGUGAUAAAUAUGGCUGUUUCUAAAGGACCAGCCGCCUACAGCCCUUCCAGAUACAACUAUCAGUUCCUGCAGUGCGACAGUCCUCAACAAGAGACGAUCAACCUCCUCUCUCAAAACUCGUCGCCUUUCCGUGGUCCGGCUGCUCAGCCCAGUGGUUACAGCUAUAGGACACUGCAGAGGACGGGGCAGGGCCACAACGAGCCGUCUGUCAUUUCCUCUUCCUAUUCAAGUCCUUCCCAUACUGCUUCCACAGACUCACCCAGUCCCCAGUGUUCCGGGAGCUCUGGGUAUUACAACAGCCAGCAGCUUUAUGGGAGUAAUCCUGGCACGUGCCAGCCAAGGAAAAGCUUCCAUCACCGAGGUCCCAGUCGUGAGGCAAGUCCAGCCCAAUUGCUCAGGACAGACUCUAUACCCUCAGACUCGCAAGCCAGCACUGGGGCUUCUGGCAACUCCACCCCUCAGGGGUCCAGAUCAGACUCUCGGACUACAAACAUGCCAGGCUCCAGGAUUUCUGCUGUGUCUAGCCCGCAGCAUUAUCCACAGCGCACCUCUAAUGUUCACCAGUACCGACUGCAGCAGAUGCAAGGCUCAGGAGUUAAAACACAGACUGGCCUUUCUUAGGACUGCUUAAGAGUGGAGAACAGCAUAGCACUAUCCUGGCAGCCAUCCCUAACGCCUGACCCUAAAAGAGGGGCUGGACCAUGAGGGUGGCACAGACCCGCUCCAGAGGAGCCUGGUUGGGCGGGUUUUGGACUGAAGAAAAGGUGGAGGCUAAGGCGUGCUGGUAGUAUCAGCUCCCACUCUCUACACUCACACAUUGCAAGAAAAGUGAUCACCUGGAGAAUCGAUUUAAGUUGUGUAGACCUUCAAUAUCAUGCAGUUGCUCGGUUUUUCUCUCUGUAUCACCAGAAACCUCCUGUAGUCACUUGUGCAGUAAGGACAACUUUUAUAUGAAUAAGAAUUAAAUGGUUAAUACAAAAGCUGAAUUUAAAGGGCAGGGAGAAAGGGGUUUAAAGAAGCACCUAUAUUUGUAGCAUCGGGAUAUAACAGG
Nanorana parkeri is the source of this 4868-nucleotide messenger RNA. It is a transcript of the gene SETD5, whose product is annotated as SET domain containing 5. The coding region runs from base 113 to 4438 and encodes 1441 amino acids. The transcript has 22 exons. Gene Ontology annotation, molecular function: protein binding. Lineage: Eukaryota; Metazoa; Chordata; Amphibia; Anura; Dicroglossidae. The record is from RefSeq and is a predicted model, not a curated record.